Molecule: messenger RNA, 4373 nt
Organism: Penaeus chinensis
Lineage: Eukaryota; Metazoa; Arthropoda; Malacostraca; Decapoda; Penaeidae
Product: tumor protein p73-like
Exons: 10
Coding region: 1042-3111 (689 amino acids)
Biological process (GO): apoptotic process; regulation of transcription by RNA polymerase II
Cellular component (GO): nucleus
Molecular function (GO): RNA polymerase II cis-regulatory region sequence-specific DNA binding; DNA-binding transcription factor activity, RNA polymerase II-specific
Source: RefSeq, a predicted model, not a curated record
CACUCGCACGAUAGACUCAGAAAAUCGCGUUUCCUCCCCAUUUCUCCCAAUUUUUCCCUACGGCGAGUGGAGAACUAGUAGAUAACCAGACUGUAUAGGGAAGCUAGGCGAAGGGUACGAAAUAGGAGAGCGAGGGCGUGCAGGAGAACGAGCGAAAAGACCGUGCAAUAGGUUGUUACAUGUGGAAACUCGUCCCGAACGUGAAUGGCCGAGGGACCUCUCGCGAGGCUAGAAGGCCGGCCUUUCUCGAACGUUACCUACUUUACUUUAUCAUUUUUAUUUCGCCUACUUUGUCCUUCUCCUUCACCUCUAGAAGAAUUUCGAAGGAAGCCAUGGAAGUGUUGUCCCCAUGAAUGGAGAUCAUAGCGAGCGUGGUAUACGCUGGCCUUGCUAGAAAUAAUGUACAAGGAAAAGAAAACAUGGUCGUCUCCAACUUGUCGGCCUCUGGUUCAUACUUGUCUAGUUGGCAGAAGUUCGUUGCUUUGAAAGUUUGCGUUUGUGGUGUUGUGAGAAGUUAUUUGCGGUUAUUUUCCUGUCUCUUCACUCUAUUUCGUUUCUCCUGCGUAUCGCCCGUUUCUUUCGUCAACGAAGGUGAUUUCGUUUCGCUUGAAAGACCACACGUGCUCGCAGAGAAGGCAGAGUCGCGUUGGCGGAGGAGAGAGAACGAGCGAGCGAGUUUGGUGGCGCAGUGCAUGGCGUGGCGGGGCUGCUCGUGUGGCGGCGGCGGCGGCGGCAACAUGCUCGAACGUGCAAGGAUGAUGGGGGCAGAGCAGGCGUUCACCCUGCCAGGGAUCAGUAUCAAAUGAUUACGGCUUUCUCAUGCUUUUGGAAUUACCUGAGAAAUAAAAGUAAAGGGUAAAAUAAAUAUCUAUUCUACGCGGCGGAAUAUAGAUAUGCUUGGUAUCAUUGAUAUAGCCAAGUGCGAAGUUUUCAAAAAGGGAAAGUACAGAAUACCCUGAAGAGCUUGCUCGUAAGAUACACCGAAUCCACGGCGAUGAAAGGAGCUGCAGGAACACCCUCGACCACUGCAGGAGUGCGAGGAUGAGGUCAAAGAAGGUUCCGAGCAGGGCGCAAGGCAUGGAGGGCGACAGAACAGGACCUACUUUGGUGAGCAAGGCCACUAACACUCCAGGACACACAUCGACAGUCCUCAGAGGGGGCAGCGUAGGGAGAGGAGCGGAAACGCCCUCCCUCCUGAAAGCACAGCUGGGUCGGGGUUCCGUCCCAGGACGCGGUCCAGCCUUCAAGAGAGAGUCCCGGUGUAUGAGCAUGGCGUCGCCUCCGACAGACCCAAAGGACAUGGAAACUCAGAAGGCUCAGGAGAAGCUCAGGCACAUCGAAUCCCUGGGGAUUAUCAAGAUCGAGAAAGAUGAGCCCUUGGAAGAGGAUCAGAACUCUGAGUCAGCAGCAGCCGCAGUGCCUGUCAUCCCGGCCCCUGUGUGUGAGGCUUCAGGCCAUCCCAACUCACAAGGCAUGGGUAUCAGCCAGCCCAUCAUGAGUGCCCCCCCACCUUCCAUAGCAUCUUUCUCAGACACUCCUGGUCAAAGGUUUUUUAUUGUUGCUCCCCCACAACAAGGACAAGUUUCUACAAAUGUGUCUGUUUUGGAGCUUCCACCGCAAGCAACAACAGUGAGUGGUGUCGUUGAUGUUCCAAUCCUCACCAACAUGGAAGGGGAAUAUGGAUUCACUGUGUCCAUACAGGAUCGUGAACGCACAACAAAAAGCCCCAUGUGGCUGAUGAGCAAGAUCACAAAGAAACUCUACACAAAUAUUAACAAAGCCGUGCCUUUUGAGAUUAACCUGAAGAAGCGGGUUAUCAACGAGCACUUCUUCAUCCGUGCUGUGCCUGUGUUCUCUAGCCCUCAGUUUCUGCGAACAAAUGUCAACAGGUGUCCUAACCAUGCUUCCCCAACGGAUCCUACUAACCACGAUUUCCCCUACCCGGAGCAUGUUGUCCGUGCUGAUCAUCCUGGUGCUCGAUAUGACAACACCAAUGGCCGUCUCUCAGUGCGGGUCCCCCUUGAUAUACUACAGGAUGGAUCUGGUUCAGACUACACCCCUGUCCUCCUACGCUUCAUGUGCCUUGGAUCUUGUGUCGGGGGAAUCAACAGGCGCCCCAUUGCAAUCAUCCUUACCCUUGAAAAUGGCCUUGGACUUAUUGUAGGCCGGAAGGUGGUAGAUGUGCGUGUGUGUGCCUGCCCCACGCGAGACAUUCGUACUGAUGAAAAUGCUGCCCAGAACAAGGGCAAGCGCAAGUGUUCUUCUAUGCCUCUGUCUCCUCACCUGACCAAGAAGAAGUUUCGCACAGUAGAACCCAAGAUAGAGCCGAAGGAGGAAAGUGAUGAGACUUACACAAUAACAGUGAAAAAUCGUAAGCUGUAUGAACUGCUGAUGGGGGUGGUUGAUGCCUACAAUAAAUCCCAUCCUGAAUACUCUGACAGAAAUCCUGAGAGCAGCUUGGAUAUCAGACAGAAUGGAAUAGAGAACCUGGACAGAUCAUUCCCAAAACCAGGGGCAGACAGUGCUAGUCAGUGGGACUCGGAUGAAGACUCUCCCUUGCAGUUGGUAUAUGAGGAGGACCCUGGAGACGCCUCUGUCGAUAAGUCUACAAGCAGUUCUCCAGGUCAGCUCCAGUCUUCAUCUAUUGCUCUCAAACCAGCUACAACCAUGAAACUCAUGGUCUUGGAAAGUGACAGAAAUGGAGCAGACUUUUCCAGUACUCUUGCUGCACAUAAGCCACAGCAGGGUGAGAUGAUGACUGCUUCACCCAUUACCAUAGUGUCCUCUUUGUCAUCACAAGCUGCUCAGUAUCAUGCCCAUGCAGGCUUGGUAAACUUGUCAAAGCAUGUACCAGUUGUCCAGGUGUCACAGUACAGCCAAGGAGCUUUAAGGAGAGCACAGUCAGCUCCAGCCUUUAAGAUGGCUGGCACUCCUCCCCUUGCAAUAUAUAGAGAUGCACGAGCUCAGAGUUAUGUUCUAAAGGAAGAUACAUUAACUAAGACGGAAUCUGUGGAACAUGUAUUUAGAGAACAGUCAUCACCAGGCAGCCCUGAACUUUUAGCAGCUAAUGUAUUGGCUGAGGGAUUUGCAAAAGAAAAGUCGUACAGAUGAACAAUGCUGCAUGUGAAGUGACUUCCUUAGUGAAAUCUUGUCCCGGUGGUGGAUCGUGGUGUCAGGUUGUCCACUGAUCUUUCAGUGAAAAAUGCAGAAAUAUGUGUUUUCUGUGGUUGAGCAUUUCGCAGAAAAAAUAAGUCAGGCCCACAGAAACAGAUUUCUUUCCAAAAAUCACUUUGAACAUUUUUUUGCCAGAAAUGGCAAUAAAAAUGGUAUGUGACUCUAUAGAAAAUGUGCUGUAUAGAUUCAAUAGAAGACUACAGAAAUGUGUACAAAAUACAAACUCCCAAGUGAAAGAGUGAAAUAGCCUACCUUGAUAAGAGUGUAGAGACUAAGAAUGUGUUGACCAAAGGAAGACUUCAGGAAAUAUUACUUGAAGAAAUAAGAAAAUGUGAAAUGAAAUUAUUUAUAAUAUGGAUGAUACAAAUUAUGUGCUGCUUAUAAUAAGCAAAUGAACGGAAUGUAUGUGAAAGGACAGUGUUCGGCUCUGCCAUAUUUCCCUUCUGUGUUAUCCUGAAAUAACUGUUGUAUUUUCACUAUAUCUCAGGGCAUAUUUCUACAUAAUGGUGUCAUUAUUUUUCAUUAUGAUUUCAUUAUAAUUACCCUAUUAAUGUUAGUAUUGUUAUUAUAAGUAGUAAGAGUAGUAUCAUUAUUAUUAUUAUUACUAUGAUGGUUUUGCAGUUUCAUUUUACAUGCAAUUUUGCUUGUAAAAUGCUAUUUUUUGCUAUUUUUUAUGCUUUAUGAUCUUAGACAUUUGCAAGCAAGUUUUUUUUUGUAUCUGAUAGACCAAUUUGAGUGUGCAAUUUAGUGGACUUGAGUGCCUAAUUUUAUUAGAUAUUUUUUAAUUUAUGGCAGUCUUGUCCCAUUCUGUUUUCUUCUUUACCUAGUUUUAACUCUCUCUCUCUCUCUCUCUCUCUCUCUCUCUCUCUCUCUCUCUCUCUCUCUCUCUCUCUCUCUCUCUCUCUCUCUCUCUCUCUCUCUCAUUCUUUCUUUGUUUCUCACCAGUCAAAACUAUGAUGCCUUAUUACCAUCAUGAAUUUUGAAUCCAUAGUGCCUUAACAUGUUACAUGAAGUGAAUAGUAAGUGAAAUAUUUUUAAUUUUCUAUAAUGUCACUUUUUCUAUCUUCUGUAUUUAUGCUGUUGAAUGAUGUGUUCAUACAUAAGGGGUUAUUUUUUAGUUAUUCUUAUUAUAGCUAAUAGAUAAGUUUUGUUAUGGAUAUUAGUUUCACUGUUGUUUAGGCAAUAAAGACAAGAUAAUC